This is a messenger RNA of Candida tropicalis MYA-3404, 1179 nucleotides long. RefSeq names its product alkene reductase. Gene Ontology annotation, molecular function: FMN binding; NADPH dehydrogenase activity. Bases 1 to 1179 code for a protein of 392 amino acids. Lineage: Eukaryota; Fungi; Ascomycota; Pichiomycetes; Serinales; Debaryomycetaceae. The record is from RefSeq and is a predicted model, not a curated record. The transcript has a single exon.
AUGUCAAUAGCAAAAUCCAAUUUGUUCAAGCCAAUCACAAUUGGUAAAACUACAAUUAAGAAUCGUAUUGCUCAUUUACCAACUACAAGAAACCGUGCAUCACCGGAAAAUGUUCCCACUGAUUUGAUGAAAAAGUAUUACACUGAUCGUGCUAAAACUGGUGGUUUAUUGGUUACUGAAGCUACUUUGAUAUCAUUGAAUCAAGGUAUUUAUCCUAAUGUUCCUGGUAUUUGGAAUCAAACUCAAGCCAAAGCUUGGAAAGAGAUUGUUGAUUCUGUUCAUUCUGUUGGAGGUAAUAUUGCUAUUCAAUUAUGGGCUUUGGGUAGGGUUGGUAAUGCUAAGCUUUUAAAAUCUCAUGGAUUACCAUUAACUGGUGUCAGUCCAAUUUAUGAACAUGAAAAGGCAGAAAAAGAUGCCAUCGAUGCUGGUAAUCCUAUUCAAGAGCUUACUAAAGAGCAAAUCAGUGAUAUUGUUCAUGUUCAAUUUACAAAUGCUGCAAAACUCGCCGACGAAGCAGGGUUUGAUUUUAUUGAAUUGCAUGGAGCUGCUGGGUAUUUAUUUGAACAAUUUAUUAAUCCAGGUACUAACAAAAGAACCGACGAAUAUGGUGGUAGUAUUGAAAACAGAUCAAGAUUUUUAUUUGAAGUCAUUGACAAGUUAUCAACCGUUGUUGAUCCGUCGAAAUUGGCAAUCAGAUUAUCACCAUUAAAUGAUUUUCAAGUUCCAUCAGUUAACCCAACUGCUGAAGAAGACUACACUUAUGUUGUUGAAGGUUUACAAAAAAGAGCAGAUGAAGGUAAAGGGUUAGGCUACAUUGAUAUAUAUGAUGAACGUUAUAACCCAGAUGGUUCCAUAAGACCACAAACCGUUGAAUUCAUUGACAAAGUUUGGAAAGGUGUAUUGUUAAGAGGUGGUAGUUUUACUUAUGACAAGGACAACAAGUGGAAGACUAUUGAAAAAGUCGCUGAUGCUGAUAACAGAUCUUUGAUUGGAUUCGGUAGAUAUUUCAUUGCUAAUCCAGAUUUACCAGAAAGAAUUAGAAAUGGUCAAGAACUUAACGAUUAUGAUAGAUCUACCUUCUAUUCUCCAUUUAACUAUGGUUACAACACAUACCCAGUUUAUGGUGAGGUAAUUAAAGCUGAUCCAGAAGAAAGAGUUUUAGGAAAACCGUUGGCCUGA